Molecule: messenger RNA, 1407 nt
Organism: Knipowitschia caucasica
Lineage: Eukaryota; Metazoa; Chordata; Actinopteri; Gobiiformes; Gobiidae
Source: the annotation of a GenBank genome assembly
AUGUUGUGGAAAUUAGCAGACAACGUGAAAUACGAGGAUGACUGCGAGGACAGACACGACAGCAGCAAUGGGAACCCUCGGCUGCCACACCUGCCCGCGGUCAGCCAGCACAUAUACAGCCCCUCUCCUUCGCUCUCACACAGCGCUGCCUCGGACUUCCAGCCUCCAUACUUCCCCCCUCCGUACCAACCCAUCUCCUACCCUCAAUCCGGAGACCCCUACUCCCAUCUGGGCGACCCGUUCAACAUCAACUCCCUGCACCAGUCCCAGUCCUCGAACCAGCAGCAGCAGUGGCCCGGGAGGCAGGCCCAGGACGCGCUCGGGUCUCAUGGAAGAGCGGGGAUUGCGAGUCAGAUCCUCGGCUUGGACAGCGGCGCUUCGGGCGUGAGGAGAGGCGAGGGCUUCAGGAGGCCGGAGCUGCUGGCGGGAGGCACGCACGGUCACGCCAUAGACUCGUCGGUGAUCGGUGAUAUGGGCAUGCACGAUUUGGGACAUGGACUCGACGAUGUGCAGCACGUGGACGACCACAGCAUCAUCAUGGCCGAUCAGACGGUCAUCAAGAAAGUGUUAGGCCUGCGAGGUGCCCGAAACCUUGAACGAAUUCAGAGGACAUAUUAUGAGGGGGGCAUGCUUGCUGGCCCCGUAUCGCUGCCCAAAGGAAACGCAGUGGGCCUUCCCUUCCAGAAAGAGUCCCUGUUAGGAAUGGUGUCCAACCCCACGGAGGUCUUCUGCUCGGUGCCCGGCCGCCUGUCUCUGCUCAGCUCCACCUCCAAAUACAAAGUGACCGUGGCCGAGGUGCAGAGACGCCUCUUGCCCCCGGAGUGCCUCAACGCCUCACUGCUGGGAGGAGUUUUACGAAGGGCCAAGUCAAAAAAUGGCGGCCGGUCUUUGAGAGAAAAGCUGGAUAAAAUCGGCCUCAACCUGCCCGCGGGACGGAGGAAAGCAGCCAACGUUACUCUGCUCACGUCUCUUGUUGAAGGUGAAGCGGUUCAUUUAGCCAGAGACUUUGGUUACGUGUGCGAGACGGAGUUUCCAGCCAAAGCCAUCGCAGAGUACCUGGGCCGGCCGCACGUGGAUCGCAGCGAAGUCAACUCUCGAAAGAACAUGCUACUAGCUGCCAAGCAAAUCUGCAAAGAGUUCACUGACUUACUAACCCAGGACCGUUCCCCUCUGGGUAACUCCCGCCCUGCACCCAUCCUGGAGCCGGGCAUCCAGGGCUGCCUCACCCACUUCAGCCUCAUCACCCACGGCUUCGGAGCGCCCGCCAUCUGCGCCGCCAUGACCUCCCUUCAAAACUACUUGAAUGAAGCCCUCAAGCAAGCGGACAAGAUGUACCUGAGCGAUAACCAAGGCUCCUCGGACAGCGGCAGCAAAUCCUCCGACAAAAUGGACAAGCACAGGAAAUGA